Drosophila miranda is the source of this 1145-nucleotide messenger RNA. RefSeq lists its product as uncharacterized. The record is from RefSeq and is a predicted model, not a curated record. Bases 135 to 560 code for a protein of 141 amino acids. The transcript is spliced from 2 exons. Lineage: Eukaryota; Metazoa; Arthropoda; Insecta; Diptera; Drosophilidae.
GUAUUUGGCGCUAAAUGCCGCUCGAAAGCUAUGCCGGUUAAACUACGGUUUAAUUGAAUUAAAUUGUGCUUAAACCGAUUGGAAAGUAAUGGAUUUGAAUGAUAUUUGUACUGUGAAGCAGCUGCUCGAUAAAAAUGUCGAAGGUAGCUAAAAGGGAUCGAGCACUUAUUGGUCUGCACGAUGUCUUGCUAAGUAGCAUGAGAAGUUUCAAUUGCGUAAGCAAUUUCUACGAUCCGGAACUCAACGGCUGCUUCAAGGACACUGUCGUUUGCUGCAUGAGCACUUUGCACCUCAGGGCGCCACCAAGGGCAGAGACCGUGUUUGAUACUCCGCUCUUACGAGAACUAGGAAGCAUGGUGAAAAUACUGAUAACCUAUGUGAGUAGUACCAUGCCCAAUUUGUGGAUGGCUCUCCUCCUCUGGUAUGGACCAAGAAUGAUGUCCAGUUCAAACAAAAAGCGCAUAUGUUGGACAUUGUCUUGGCUCGCUACAACGAUAGCUGCUAUUAUCGCGCCCAGAUCAUCGAGGAAUCAGACCGGUACUACAAGAUCUUAUAUGUAGACUACGGCAAUACAGAGUUUGUGCCCCUAAAUGCGGAGAUAUAGGCAGUCUUCGGCCAUAUCGCUCCGUUAGCUGCUACAUAGAUGGCAUCGUACAAAAAAAUUUCUCCCCAAAAACGGCCGCCGAGAGCUUGGAGUAUCUCAAGAGCAAAAUACUCAACGAGGAGCAAGACGUAGUGCUGGCCAGUCGUCUGCACGAUAGCUUUACGAUUCGAUUCCUUGGCGACAAUGCCGAUCUGCCCGAAAAUCUAAUGAAGUGCGGCUAUGCACAGCCCGAUGGUCCUAGAACCAUAUGAUUUUGAUCUUGAUCAGUAAACGGAUUUCCUUGUCUUCUCAUACAAAGUAUAACAUAGCCAUUCAAAUAACAUUUCUAUGGUCCUUAAGGGAAGCACAGCGGAAGGACGGUGCUGGAGAUCGAUUUAUCAUUGAUUACUUAGCGUAUAAUUUUCGUAUAAAACUUGUAAGCAAACAUGGAUAACUACAUACUAUAAAUUGGGAAAGACGGACGUGCUUUCUGGCGUAGUAUUGCGUAUCCUUUUUUAGCUUUUUUUUUAGUUCCAUAUCCGUACAAAAUAAACAAUAUAUA